This is a messenger RNA of Prunus persica (peach), 344 nucleotides long. Its product is annotated as ACT domain-containing protein ACR10-like. Lineage: Eukaryota; Viridiplantae; Streptophyta; Magnoliopsida; Rosales; Rosaceae. Gene Ontology annotation, biological process: response to oxidative stress. Gene Ontology annotation, molecular function: peroxidase activity; heme binding. The record is from RefSeq and is a predicted model, not a curated record. Bases 8 to 268 code for a protein of 86 amino acids. The transcript has 2 exons.
UCAGACCAUGAGCUUUUGGAUGAGAAGCUUUAGGUACAUUGAAGAAAUUAAAGAACCAGUGGAGAGGGAGUGCCCUGGAGCUGUUUCUUGUUCAGGUAUUCUUGUUUUGUCAGCUAGGGAGGGUGUUGUUCGGGAUGUUGUGGUAAUUAGCAAGGCGGAGAAGGUUGGGGAACCCACUGUGAUCACUGCAAAUUGCCCUAACAAAACUGGGUUGGGCUGUGAUUUGUGCAGAGUUAUAUUGCUCUUUGGGCGAAGCAUUUGCAGAUGAGGUGACUAAUUAAUGAAUUUUGAGUCAAUGCUUACUUCAUAUUGGGAAUAUUAAUAAGCAUUUGUAUUCAAAUGAU